CAAAGGCCGGGCCGUCCGGCGACCGCAGCGCGGUCUUCCCCCUCACGGAUGACAAGGAGUCCCCAGCAGCGUCUCUUUUACGCGUUUCCGCCAAUCCCCAGAAAAACAAUCUCAAAACUCUUUGCUAAAAAGUUAACAUCCAUCGUCACCAUCCCUUUCUCACUUGCAAGCAACCCCAACUUUGCUCCCCUCUGUCCUUUGCCUCUCUCCUCAUAAAACUCAACGCGAACACAAACCCUAUUCUACUCUCACUCUUCUCUCCAUUCCCACCAAAUUCUCACCAACAAGAGAUACAAGGCAUUCAAGUCACGCUCUUUACUCCCCUUUGGAAAGGCCAGUUUGUCACACAACUCUAACUUUCUGAAGACAUUAAACAAGAAAGCCAAACAGACGGUUGAGAGAUGCUACCAAACCCUACUUAGCAUUACCAUCUCUUCAUUCCAAGAGGAUUUCUUAGGCUGGGUAAGCAGAGGAGGUGAUCGACGAGGAUGACGAAGAGCACGAACGGGCCUGACUCUCACCGAGAAGCACCAAAAAGGCCGUGGGACGAGAUCAAGGGCAGCCUCUACUUGAGCACCGCCUCUCCUUUGUACCCGCGGGUCACCGGCGGUGCAAGUGCCAUGCGUGCACUGCCUCCUCCGGUUCCCAACCACCGGAAGCUCCUAGGGCUGUCGGCCCUCGGCGACGACGUGGCAUCCACCGUCGUCCCUCCGGUCACCGUCGUCCGCGAGGGCCGCUCCAUCUGCCACCGCAUCUAUCUCAACAAGCACAGCAGCUACAGGAGCUUGGCGAUGGCCCUGCGACGCAUGUUUGUUGAUGUGGACGACAAAGAAGACCUUGGUCAUGGGGAUGGGACCGACGGGAUCGACCUCUCCAACGCUGUGCCAGGCUACGUGGUAGCCUACGAAGACAUGGAAGACGACCUUCUCCUUGCCGGUGAUCUCAAUUGGAAGGAUUUUGUCCGUGUGGCUAAGAGAAUUCGGAUAAUCCCGGCAAAGGCGAGCCGCCGGAAGCACUGCCAAGGGCCAUGAGUGUGACUGAUCAGAUGCAAUUCGCAUGCACCCCCGUUGUAGGCUGUGAAGUUCGUAUUCCUUUUUAUUUUAUAAUUUUGUUCUCUUUGGAGGUGUCUCUCCUAUGGAGUAUAUGAUUCGAUGUGGUAUGAUAUGAAACAAAGGUUUCCAUUGCAAAAUAAGAGAGGUACAAAGAGACGGUGUCGGCCGCUGUUAUAAAAUUGAUGGAUGUGACGGGUUGGGUGCAUGGGUUUUCCAGUUGGUGCGCCGUUUCCAUCCUUAGAUGCUCGAGUCCUUGAGUUUGAAUCAUCCUUUGUUAUUAUUAUGUUAAUUUUUAUGUACGUCGAGUUGAGUUCGAAUCCUCGAGGCCUAAAAUGGCUAAUUUGCAUCCAAAUUAAGCUAAUAUGAAGCUUAGUAGUUACCCAUAAAUAGCUAUUGAAGACAAGUUUGGUGCUGAUGGUACUGGCAGUGAAUGUUGAUACUUUAUGCCAUCUAAGUAGUAGUUAUGCUAUCUCUUUCGCAUCAAAGUGCGAACCACCACAUUUAGUAGGGUUGGUUGCAUGUAUCUAUCUAAUGUUGGCUGUUAAACAAAAGCUAGCAGUUUAAAGUGUA
Messenger RNA from Phoenix dactylifera (date palm), 1622 nucleotides. Its product is annotated as auxin-responsive protein IAA33. Gene Ontology annotation, biological process: regulation of DNA-templated transcription. Lineage: Eukaryota; Viridiplantae; Streptophyta; Magnoliopsida; Arecales; Arecaceae. Gene Ontology annotation, cellular component: nucleus. The record is from RefSeq and is a predicted model, not a curated record.